UUUGUUGUUGUCAAUCAACACUCAAUCACUUGUCGCUUGCCGUGUUUUAUAUUAUUCUCUUCGUAUUCGCAGACCUCAUUAUCAUCAACUGGGGACGAAGAGACAAGGAAUUUUCGCAAUAGCAUUAGUCAAAUCAGACACAGAUCAGAGAACGCCGAAAGCAUCUCUUUAUUGUUUUGAUCAGAUUCUUUUCAUGAUCCACCAGAAUGUUGGUCGGAGGUCACGGAUACAGCAACCCUAAUGCGAACUGGUUGGACAACAGGGGCCUGUGGCUGAGUUACGGCAUUGGGUUUUUGGUUUUGCAUCUUACUUUGCUCAGCAUUCCUGUCCUCACUACAUCCACUGCGUGGACACUGACCAACCUUCUCCAUAAUCUUUUUCAUUUUGUUUUUCUGCACAUUUUGAAAGGCAGCAUAUGGGACACGCAGGAUCAAGGGAGGAGCCGUGAAUUGACGCAGUGGGAGCAAAUUGAUAGUGGCAUGCAAUUCACAUCUACCAGGAAGUUUCUGACAAGUGCACCUGUAAUUAUGUUCCUACUUACUACUUUCUACACAAAAUAUGAUAAUGUUCAUUUCAUCAUAAAUUUUGUGUCACUGAUGUUUGUCCUCCUGCCAAAAUUGCCCCAAUUCCACGAAGUAAGAUUGUUCGGCAUCAACCGAUACUAAUUUUCUAAUUAUUUGUAUUUCUUUUUCUUUUGACUUUGCGUGUUUAAUUGAUCAAUUGAGUAAGCUUCAAUUUUAUCUAAAUCCAUAAGGUUUGUGUGUCAUUUUAAUUUUAAUUCAAACAAUCGAUACAGUUGUUAAUUGAAUGUUCUAAGGCUGAAUUCUAACGGCAAUGAAAUAAUCUUCGUUAGUCACAGGUAGAUCGAAAAAUGUAUUUUUUAUUCAGUGUAUCACCUUCAUAUCCUGUGAUUUUGUCUGACGAAAGUAAAACGGAGAGCUUUGGGAUUUAAGGUAGAUUUCCUGCUGGUAAAUUUGUAAUAACUAAAUCUGGAUUGCUUAAGGCAUAAAUGUUGCUAUGUAUUUUGGUAAUUAUACUCAUUAAUUCAAUAAAGCGGUACUAAUUAUUCAAGGACGGGUUUAAUUAUUACAAUAAAACGUAAUAAAAUGCAAAAAAAUUAUUAAAAUGUUACACAAUUUAUAUAUAUUGCACUUCAUAUUAAACAGUUGUUAAACAAACUUAAAACAAUAAGUUACAAAAAUACAGAAGAAUUAAUAGGCAUUCAGAGAAUCCUCAAAAUAUUUUAAAUUUUGUAAUGUUCCAAAAAUUAGUAAAGUGAAAAUGGAUCUUGAAUCAACUACACACGAUGAAAUUGUUUUGUGCAUUUCACAGCCUCUAUCAAUCGUAAGAACACAAUCUGUUGAAUUAUUCCAUUCAAGAGCCCUCGCAGUUAAAUUAGUCAAUUUACGAACUUUACACUUCAAGAGAAAGUAAUCCUACUGCAUUAAUUUUUUAAAAGUUAGUUUUAAAUUAAGAGUUGUUACCGGUCAAGAACAGCUUCUGUGAAUAAGGACGGAUUACUUUGUUUUAUUUAUUGUUAAUACUGUGACGGUCCAUGUCAACAACUCAACAGGCUAUUUCCUGUUUUUUUUUUUUUUUUCCCAAAAAUGGCACAACUUGAAGACCUGU
Molecule: messenger RNA, 1629 nt
Organism: Neocloeon triangulifer
Lineage: Eukaryota; Metazoa; Arthropoda; Insecta; Ephemeroptera; Baetidae
Gene: ORMDL
Product: ORM1-like protein 3
Exons: 4
Coding region: 207-665 (152 amino acids)
Biological process (GO): ceramide metabolic process; intracellular sphingolipid homeostasis; negative regulation of ceramide biosynthetic process
Cellular component (GO): endoplasmic reticulum membrane
Source: RefSeq, a predicted model, not a curated record